Messenger RNA from Sporothrix brasiliensis 5110, 885 nucleotides. RefSeq lists its product as uncharacterized. The transcript has a single exon. Gene Ontology annotation, molecular function: protein binding. The coding region runs from base 1 to 885 and encodes 294 amino acids. NCBI's taxonomy places the organism in Eukaryota, Fungi, Ascomycota, Sordariomycetes, Ophiostomatales, Ophiostomataceae. The record is from RefSeq and is a predicted model, not a curated record.
AUGGGCGACGCGCUGCCGGACGACAUUCUCAGCCAGUUUACAUCAACCAUCGCAUCUAACAACGUCGACGCUGUCCAUGGCCUUCUCAACGAACACUUCUCGGACCGAAGCAAAGCGUUUCCCGGAAAGUACCACGUUCACGAGCUGUACCCGUGUCUGAGCCAGGCAGCGCGUCAUAACCAAGUCGAAAUUUUAAACGAAAUCCUCGUACCGUACACACAUUUAUGCCACGCUUUUGACUUCGUUGCUAGAGAAGGCGCCGACAGCUACUCGAAAAACACGCUGCUCCUUCUUUUGCACCACGGGUGGGACAUUAAUCACCGACGCGACUCAGAUACGACCGUACUUGAGUCAUUUUUAUGUGACAGUACGCCGGAUCGCGAUAGUCAGGAACGCCGUGACAUGGCCUAUUGGUUGAUUGACCAUGGCGCCGCCCUUAACGACCGGCCAACUAAUACAGACAUGACCGGUAUGUCCUAUGCGGUGCUGCGUGCACCUGUCGACUUUGUGCGGGAACUACUAUACCACCACGGUGGUGACGCUAAAAGAGGCCAGUUGCUGCACAACACCCUCCUUCGGCGGCCUAGAGACGACAUUGUCGAGAUGCUGGGCCUGUUGCUGGACCGGGGCGCACCGUUGAACUUGACCUUGUACGCCAGUGAUGAAAGAUUAGCCCGUCUCUAUCGAAUCAUGGACUUGGGAACACCACUACACGAAGCUGCGCAAAUGGGAAAUGCUGAAGCAGUCAAGUAUCUGUUGGCGCAGGGCGCAGAUACGAGUAUCCUUAGCACGAGGAACCAAAUGACUGCGCAGGAGUGGGCUGUAAAGGCUGGCCACGAUGAAAUCGCUGCUAUUCUACAGUCAUCAGACCAGUUUAAAAUAUAA